UGACAUUCAAUAUGGCGGUAUGUCGUCAGUGCUAUGCUGUGUCGUGGUGAGAAUUGAUAAUUUCAUCGUUUUGUAUUCAUUUGCUUCAAAAUAUACAUGAUUAACUCCGGUCAAAAUUAGUAACCAGUGUGUAGUAUCGUAUGUGAUAUGUUAUUUGCCUUAAUUAAAGUAUUCGACAAUCAGAGCCCUUUCGCACGGCGUUAUAAUUUCCCAGAUCGUACUGCUGGGGCGGCCGAUAUCUACCUAGAUAGCAAUAAUAAAAUGUAGAACAAUAAUUCGCCGCGAUGCUUUGUUGUAAUCUACAUACAUUGUAACUAUUUAGCAUUGAUUUAAAAUCGUUUUUACGUAUUUAUCUUUAUAUUAACCGAAGUCUCUAUUGCAGCUUGUGAAUAUCGGAAUUAUCGAAUAGAAUAGAUAGUAACAAAAUAAUACAUUUACCUACCUCCACCACCAAUUAUUCUAAUGUACUCCAGAGCUCCGACUCAGCAAGCAUUGAAGACAUCUGAGGAUCUAGUGUAACAUUUAUGUAGUUUUAUUUUCAACAAUAGUAGUUUUGGUGAAUAAAUUGUGAUUUUUGCGUUAUAGACUCAAUAGUGUUCCUGUGAACACAAAGACUAAAAAAAAUGUGAUUUUUGAUUUAAAAAAAAAAUUACUGAUACCUAUAAUAGAAAUUUUAACACCACACGAUUUUCUGUGAUAUAUACUUAAUACUGCGAUAUUCUACCUACAUUAAAGAAAAAAAUAAAUCAAGAUACAAUGUCCAGUAAUCCUCAGUGGAAAAUGUUCCAGCCGCCAGAUUCACACCAGUCACCUUUGCAAGACAUACUUGACCUUCAGCAUCCUACCAUGCAAGCUAAACAGGCAUACCGCAAUGGUACUUAUAGCAGCGAGUACCCGAGUUCACCAAGAGAUAAUUUCAAUAGUGUCAAUAAGACAAGUGGAGGUAACCGGUUCCCUAUGAAUAAUUAUAAUAUGGAUGGGUGUCCUAUUGGUGAUUCUGUUGGGGUCUUCUCAUCAGGAUCUAACAACACUGCAUCCCAAUAUGAUUCUGUGAACCAUCCACCUAUUAGAGAGACAGGCAUUAUUGAAAAAUUAUUGCACUCCUAUGGAUUUAUACAAUGCUGUGAAAGGCAAGCUCGAUUGUUCUUUCACUUUAGUCAAUUCACUGGAAACAUUGAACAUCUGAAAAUUGGUGAUCCUGUUGAAUUUGAAAUGACUUAUGAUAGACGUACUGGCAAACCAAUUGCAUCAAAUGUAACCAAGAUUGCACCUGAAGUGGUAUUGAGUGAAGCUCGUGUUACGGGCACUGUUACAACAGAAGUUAAAGGAGAGGGUUCUGGUGACAACACUGGGAGAAUUUCCUACGAGAACCGUGGCGAAUGUUUCUUCUUGCCUUACACUAAGGACGAUGUUGAGGGAAAUGUAACACUACAUACUGGGGACGCUGUUAGUUUUCAAAUUGCAACUAAUCAAAGGGGUACUCUUGGUGCUUGCCAUGUCCGCUUUGAAAAUCCUGUGCACCCAGUAAAAUAUCAUGGUGUUAUAUGUUCUAUGAAAGAAAACUUUGGAUUUAUAGAGAGAGCAGAUGUUGUAAAAGAAAUAUUUUUUCAUUAUUCUGAAGCUAAAACUAAAGAGGAAUUGAUGUUGGGAGAUGAUGUAGAAUUUAUCAUACAAACAAGAAAUGGUAAAGAAGUCGCUUGCAAUAUUACAAAAUUACCAAGUGGUUCUGUGGUGUUUGAGGAUGUAAGUCCUGAGAUUAUGCGUGGACAAGUGCUGAAGCCUUUGGAAAAGGGUACCAUGGUUCGUGUGCCUCAAAAUGAUCCAUUGCCAGGCAGAAUCAGAUAUCGCGCUGCUGACCACUCUGAAGUAGAGGUACCUUUUGGCGAUAAAGACCAGUGUGGCGAGUUCACUUUACGUCACGGUGACUGGGUUCAAUUCCAAGUUGCUACAGAUAGACGGGACCAGUUGAAACGAGCUACAAAUAUUUCUUUGCUUGAUGAAUCUUUCAAUGUCUCUGGAGAGCGAAGGGAGCAAGGCGUGGUGUGUUCGCUGAGAGAUGGUUUUGGUUUCAUUCGCUGUGUUGAUAGAGAACAGAAUAUGUUCUUUCAUUUUGCUGAAGUUCUUCGUUUAGGACACAAACUUAGUGUGGGUGAUGAGGUUGAAUUUACCGUGGAUCCAGUAGCAACUUUCUCUAAUAUGAACACCCGUCAGUCGGCAAUACGUAUUAAGCACCUUCCACCUGGUACUGUUCAAUUUGAGACGCUCAUUGAGCGCGGUGUUCGCGGUGUGGUCACCAAAGAGGCGCAGCUGUUCAACUCAUUAUCCAGUCCCUCUAGAGCUACACCUGGUGAAUUUAAUGGAUUAAUCACAUGCCAAAUUAAUGGGUCGAAGAAAACAAUCUCUUUUAUGGCUAAAAAAUGUGAAUCAAAGAUGUUGCCUCGUGUCGGAGAUAAAGUUAUGUUUGAUAUAUAUCAGGUGAAGCGAACAAAAGCACUGGUUGCUAUGUCAGUGCAAAUUCAGCAUAGUCUGACAAAUGGCAACUCGAGUAACGGAGCGGCAAACUCUCGCGCCAUCAUGCAGGGCUUCAUUGCCGCUCUGAAGGAUGGAUUUGGCUUCAUCGAAACUUCAGAUCAUACUAAAGAAGUCUUCUUUCAUUUUAGUAACUUGGAUGGCAAUCCUGAUGGACUAGAGCUCGGUACUGAAGUGGAGUACAUGCUAGGCAGAAUCAACGGUUCGGGAGGCGGGUGUGCUAGUGCAGAACUUGUUCGUGUCCUGCCUAAGGGUACUAUACACAUCGCAAAACCCCUGGAGCCGACUCUAAACGGUACUGUGACUAGAACACUGCGAGCUCUUAACCCUGAUCAGCCACAAUAUUCUGGAAUGAUACAAGUUGAGGGCGCAGGGACUACGUACGAAUUCGGAAUCAUGGGGCUGGCUUGUAAACGCGAAAUAUUGCAAGUAGGCGACCCGGUCACUUUCCAAGCAGAUAUGGAAGGGCGGGCUACCAAUAUAGUGCCAAUAAGGAAGAAACGCCGUGCUACAGUUGAUGCUAUUAAAGGCGUGUUCGGAUUCUUGUAUCUAGAGUCAGAAGACAAUCGGCGGCUGUUUUUCCACAUGUCUGAGGUUCGCGGCAACGCUUCUGAUCUCCAGCCCGGCGACACAGUCGAAUUUGUUAUGCUCACCAAUCCUAGGAACGGAAAGUCGUCGGCUUGCAACGUCGUCAAAAUCGGGAGUAAGGCGCCUACUAAGGCGAGAACUGAGCGACCAGAGCGGCUCCUGUCGCGACUGCGAACCGCAUCCUUGGAGGAAGCGGCUGGUCCUCGCGUGAUCGUGAUCCGACCACCACGCGGGCCCGACGGCAGUCGCGGCUUUCGUCCCCGACGACCAAUUGCUGAUCUUUUAGCAGAGUGAGACCAGCUGUGUUAGUGAUACCAGGCCUCAACAUUUUAUACCUAUGUAGGUGAAACUGUAACUUUUUUGAUUUUCAAAUUUUUUUUAUUGUAUUCACGUGAGACUGAUUAUUAUCAAUUUCUCUAACCAGCAUUUAGAACCGUUAUUUUAUCUAACCUAGCGCAAACAAUUAUUAAAAAAAAAAUAUAUUUUCUGCUGUUCCAUAAAAUUAAUGUUAUCCACAAACUUUAGGCUUUUAUUGAAACGUAAAUAACAUAUCAAAAUAAUCAAACCAACUUAAGUUGCGAAAGUAUGCACAUUGUUCAAAAUUCCGUUUGUACCAUUCCUGAGCUACGUAUGUUAUUAUGGUCUGCCAAGUUCAAUACGAUUGCCUUCGUGUCGGCACAUAGCAUAUGAAGUGUUGUAGCUAUGUUGAAUAUCAGUAUCGCUUCGCCCAAAGUGAUAUAAAUAUUUGUGUAACGUAGUUGUAAUGGUUAGAAUUGUGGCAGCGUGCCCACUACGCUGCGUACGUUCGCGUCCCGUUUACUGUCGAAUUGUUGUACAUUAUAUGAAAUGUUUGUUACGAUUUUUGUUACGUUUAGUCGAUCUCUUUAUGCGGAACAUACUGUGAUUUAUGAAAAUUAUACGUGUGCAAUAAAAAUGUUUAACAUAUAUAAAUAAAUAUGGUCCGCACAGGACACGGCUAGUCUUAUAAUAAUUAUUUUGUUCAUAAUACUCCCUAACGGUCACUUCAUCUGAUAUGUGUCGCCAGAAUUAAUAAUUGUGACGAUAGCUAAAUUUAUACUUGUAUAGAUGAACAAAAUUGUAUCUUAGCUAUUGUAAAAUAAUCGGAUAUAAAGCAUUUAUAUAAAAACAAUGCGAUGCACUGGGAUGGAACCAAAGACUGAAAAUAUAUUUAUUACAAUAAUGAUAUUGGUUUUAGAUUAUUAUAAUUUACUGUAUGUUGUGAACAUUCAUGUAACCUCAUGUAUUAAUUACGGACGGAAUGUGUAUAGUUUGAUUUUCUUUGAUAUAGUAAUCUCGCCUGUAAAUUAAUAACUAUAUCUGGCUGAUAUGAUUGACCGUUUCAUGAAAUGUUUGUAUUUUAUGAUAUGGCCAGCUAAAACUGAUUACUGGUCGGCACUACUGGCACUAUUGGCUGACUACUGGUUGUAUUUGACCAUUUGUAGAGUUUCUACAAUAUUUGAAUGACUUUCCUAACAUUAGACAAAAAUAGAUAUAAACCUUAGGCAUGUUUAGUAUCUGUUGUUCGUAUUAGUGGUCAAAAAGGUAGUUUAGGUUAGGUUUCGUUUAGUAAAAGCUUAAAAUAUUUUUUUUGUUUUCACAUAAAAUGAUUACAUUCACCAAUGUAUGGAUUUUUACAUCAAUAAUAACGACCUUUCAUUUCACUUUUAUCUUAAAUUGGCACAUCUAAUUGCCUGCCGUUAUGAUGUGUAACAAAAACAAAAAUGUAACUAUUUUGCGAUUUGAUUGCAAACUAGUUUAGACUAUAUCAUGAUAUAGGCAGUGGGUAUUUUGCAUAUCAUGAAAUACACCAAUUUCAUAAAAUGAUCGGCUACAUCAUGAAGUGAUCAAUUCUACGAUCUGGUCAUGACAUAUCUAUAUGUACCGAUAUUCCAUUACAUUCAAUGUUUUUGUAUUUGGUUAACUAAACAAAUAAAUAAAUAAUUUAUAUACUUCACAUUACUUGACCAAUAAAAAAUAAUGGGGAAAUAAAGAAGAAAUGGGAAAAAUUACUGCAAAAUUACUGAAAUUUGACAUUAGUUUAUUAAGUUAAAAUGGGUGUAAAAAAUAGUCCACAUCAGAACGAGGGGUCAUAUGCUAGAUUCAGUUGGUUUAAAAACAAUCCGUUUUUGUCAAAUUGUAAGAAGUAGCUGAAAUAAUUCUGUUUGUUGUGAUAUAUUUUUCGACAUAUAAAAAACUGUCCAAGUUAUGAAUGAAUGUGGUAGUGUGUGAAUAAGGGUACUAUGAUACUCCUUUGACCCCACUUUCCGAGAUGGACAAGUCUGCAGCAACUUUUUCUAUUUUUAUUUAAUUUUCCUGUGCCAUAUGCAUCUAAAGUUAAUAAUGAAGUGAUAACAUGCUUGUUCACAACAAAGUAUAUUAUUUUUAAAAAAAUUAAUUAUAACUUGUGUAAAAUUGGUAGCGAAUGUGAUUUCUAUAUAUCGAUAUUGAAAAAUAAUUUAACACUGAAAUAAAAAAAGCCAACAGCUAAUAGAUUUUUUUUAUACCUAAGUUGGUCUGUCCGUCCUCACAAUUCAAUCCUCUUGCGUUAUUUCAAAAUAUGUACUCCUUGAAUUAUGGCAAGGCGGGCUUUGCUCGAUACAUUUUUACUAUGAACCUAAAUAUAGAAACAUCGUAUCUAUUCAUUGUAAAAUAUUAAUUUAUUAGUCACUGGUAUUAUAUGCUGUUAUUUUAGUGUUAAAUUCUUGUUCAAUUGUUUUGUUUGGGAAAUAUGAUGUGUAAUAUUAUUAUGCUUACUUUAAAAACCCAAAGAAAAGGCGGGAAUUUUGAACAAAUGUUUUAUGCUUAUGUGCUUUAAAAACAACAAGUUGUGUUUGCUGUAACAUAUAUAUGUUCAUGUAACCAUAUUAUAGUAAUAGUAAAAAUAUAAUAAUCUGGUUAAUUGAUGUUGUAGCGUACGAAAGUCCCGGAUCUUCGGGUAUAGGUAUUAUUAUAUUACUAGUCUUAAACAUUUACCCCGGUGACUGUCAGAUUACUACUAUACUGAAAUCUUGGCAGACUAAAAUGAAAUAGAUCUGACAAAGAAAUAUUAGAAUAUUCAUCAUUAAUCAUCUCACACUUUUUUUCUUGUAGUUAUGAAUUUGGCAAACCAAUAACGAAAUGAACUAAAUCAGUGCCUAAAAAAACCUCUGGUUGGAUACCAAAAUGUAAGAAAAAAAUGUUUAAAAGUUAGCCUUUCUGAAUACACAUUUUGAAAUAAUCAUAAGAGUUUAUUUUUAAUUUUCCAUCUGAAUGUAAGAAUUAGACAUAGAUCAAACGCCAAAUGUUUAGAACACCUGUACAGUUCACUCAGACUUGUGAUAAAACAUCAAAAUUUUUGCGAAUGAAUUCCCUUCGAGGUGGAUUGGUGCGGUGAAGGUCGCGGGGCGUAACUUCAUAUUAAUUAUAUUUUUGCAAACGCCUCAUAUAUCUAUCUAUCAGGAUUUUUAAUAAUAGUGGUGUCCAUUUCACUAUGUGUUUAGCGACUGGCGGCUGGGCGGGCCGUGGCUGUCAAUAUAGGAAGGAAAGUAGACGGUUUUGUAUAUUAUUUCUUAUCGCGAAAUAGUUACUCAUAACCGCACCACUCAGGCAGAGCAACUUGUCAUUUAAAUUUAGGCUUUAAGCCGUGUGAUGUAUGAGAUAAUUUUCAAUAAUUAUAUUGAAAAGUGGAGUUUCUCGCGAGCCAUUACUUUAAAAAUCUCGCCUUUGCAUAUUUUAUUAUAUAAUACACAACUUAAAAUCUAAAUAAUGUACUCUUGCUUACUGAGUUGGAACAGUGCGAUAGUCACUAGUGACUGCUUUAAGAGGACACCCUGCUAAGGAUUGUAAUCACUGUCAAUUUUUGUGGCUUUUCAUUAUUUUUAUGUGAAAUAUUGCUUCAAUAUCUAUUCAUUAGUUAUCCUGGGGUCGUAAACAUUGAUCUUUGUUUUUCAAAUGUCAUCAAAUGACUUAACAAUGAUUUCUUGGGUAUUGUUAGUACACUGCAAAUAAUUGUACUAUUACUAUUGAACAGAUUGUUAAGUAAUAUAUUUUUAAUAUAAGUAAUAGUAUACUAUACAUCCAUGUUCCUGUCUCCAUCAGAUCGCACUUCCUUUACCCCAACCCACCACGCUCUGAGGCGCCAUUUCUCUUAUUUCUUAAUCUAAUAUUAUAGUUUGAUAGUUCUAAAAAAAUUCUGGACAAUCAUGAACUAAAAGCGUAAUAAUUUUCAUUGAAAUCUAUUAGAAAAUAAGUUCGUAUUGGUCCUUAUAAUAAAGAUUUCGCUGUGAUAUCGAUUUGAAAUUUUAAUUUUAGACAUAGCUUUAAAGAAAUGGCGAAUUAGAAUUGGCCCAUUGUCUCAAAUUGUAAAUGUGAAGGUUGUGUGUGUAGGAACUCCAUCGACCUUGGUACUCACUAAAACAUGUACAAUCAUCAUUUACUUACCUGAUAGUGAUAUCCAUAGAUCAUACCGUUUUUGUAUGAAAACCACGAAAUUCGACAGGCGAUCGUUUUGUUGCCGUACCAUCAAGGACUUAGGAUUUAUCAACUCCAGUGCUUUGUACUCGCUGCAGUCGCCGGCUUGUAUCGCGAACUCAGCUUGUACACACUUGUUUAAAUGUCAGCGCAGAAGUCGGACUUCUUGUAUGCGGAAAUUUCCCUAUUGGUAUUGUUUGUUCUUGCCCGUAUUCGUUGUAGCAUGCGAUUUUAGAUAAUUUUAUGGCGUGACUAAAUGUACACUGAAGAUUGUCUUCUAUCGGACAGAAAGGCCUGAACCAACAAGGCAAACAUAAAGAGAAAUUGCUUGCAGACAAAUUGUCUCUCAUCUGCGCAGGACAUAAUCGUAUCAAUUUAUUAUUGGGUGCAGAGAUACACCAGCGUUGCCAGCUGUUAUUCCUAAGCUUAUAUCGUUCAUGCAAUAAGAUUAAAUUUAUUAAUAAAUGAUGUGAUUAUACCAUUUAA
Molecule: messenger RNA, 8073 nt
Organism: Galleria mellonella (greater wax moth)
Lineage: Eukaryota; Metazoa; Arthropoda; Insecta; Lepidoptera; Pyralidae
Gene: Unr
Product: cold shock domain-containing protein E1
Exons: 16
Coding region: 757-3411 (884 amino acids)
Molecular function (GO): nucleic acid binding
Source: RefSeq, a predicted model, not a curated record